Messenger RNA from Aspergillus ruber CBS 135680, 1413 nucleotides. Its product is annotated as Ras-GEF domain-containing protein. The coding region runs from base 1 to 1413 and encodes 470 amino acids. The transcript has 3 exons. Gene Ontology annotation, biological process: positive regulation of GTPase activity; Ras protein signal transduction. NCBI's taxonomy places the organism in Eukaryota, Fungi, Ascomycota, Eurotiomycetes, Eurotiales, Aspergillaceae. Gene Ontology annotation, cellular component: plasma membrane. The record is from RefSeq and is a predicted model, not a curated record. Gene Ontology annotation, molecular function: guanyl-nucleotide exchange factor activity.
AUGGAAACAAAACGAUAUUCCGGGCAAGACCUGCCCUCCGAACAUGCGAGGAAGGGCUCAAUUAAUGCCGACACGCCCUGGUACCUCCAGUUGGACCAUGGUGAUGAAGUCGUCUAUGAUCCUGCCAUCUUGACGGUCAGACAAGGCACGCUGACCGGCCUGGUCGAACACCUAACCCGACACGACAAGCUUGACGCCGUAUUCAACGAUUCCUUCCUCAUGACCUAUCCGUCUUUCGUGUCCGCCCCUGAGCUCUUCGAGAAGCUCCUCGUGCGAUUUUACACCCUCCCGCCGGAGGGCCUGUCCGAGUCCGAAACAGAGGCAUGGAUUCAGCAGAAGCAGAAAAUGAUCCGGUUCCGCGUGGUGAAUAUCCUCAAGAACUGGUUUGGUCGCUUCUGGCUCGAACAGCCGGGCGAGGAUUCCGCAGCGUUUGCUCGCCAGGCGUAUCAUCUGGUCCAGACCUCCCCUGCGAUCACGGAGAUUCCCGGAGCUCAGCAGCUGCUGGUGGUCAUGGAGCAGCGCUUACAGGACAAAAGUACGAAGCACCUCGUGCCGCCACCGAUUGCCAGUGCGCCUCCGCCUAUUGUGCCCAAGAACCUGCGCAAGAUCAAGUUGUUGGAUAUCGACCCUACGGAGUUCGCUCGGCAGUUGACCAUCCUUGAGUACCGGCAUUAUGCCCGCAUUAAACCAACCGAGUGCCUGAACAACUCUUGGCAGAGGAAGGGGCCGAAUGAGAAGGGAAACAAUGUGAAUGCUAUGAUCCUGCAUUCCAACCAGUUAUCAAACUGGGUGGGUGCGGUCAUUCUGGCGCAGACGGAGAUCAAAAAGCGAGUUAUGCUCAUCAAGCAUUUUAUCACGAUUGCCGAUAAAUGCCGCUCCCUUAAUAACUAUGCUACGAUGAUGUCCAUCAUUUCUGGCCUCGGAAUGACCCCCAUAUACCGACUCUACAUGACCUGGCCGCAGCUCAGUCCGAAGGUGAUGAACACGUUGGAGGAAAUGCGAGAUCUCAUGUCCAGUACGAAGAAUUUUGGCAAAUAUCGGGAGAACUUGCGCUGCACGCAUCCUCCGUGUGUUCCAUUCCUUGGAAUAUACUUGACCGACCUGGUCUUUAUCGAAGACGGCAUUCCGAAUCAUGCCCCCAACGGUAUGAUCAACUUCAGUAAACGGUUGAAAGUCGGCGAAGUUCUUCAGGACAUCCAGCAGUUCCAGAACACGCCAUACGUCUUCCAGCCGGUUUCCGAGCUACAAGACUACCUCAUGAACGGCCUACAGGGCACAGAAGAGGCCAGCGACUUGUACGAACGCAGUACGGCGCUUGAGCCGCGGCGGAUGGGCGAAGAAGGCUUUGUGCAGUACGCGGCCACGGGCAGCCAUAUGAGCUCGGUUGUCAUUGCGAGCAUGGCAAUGCGUUGA